CUUGGCCCACAGGCAUAUAACCAUAUCGUACUUAUGACAGUUCAACCGAUAAUUUAGUCUCGAGUGGAGCAUAUUUUCAAAGGAUUUCCAAAAUGAAACACCAACAAGUUACAGUGGACUAUUGGACGAUGUUCAAGACAUCCGGAAUGUGUCUUUUGCUGGCCGUUUGCGGAUUUGUGCUUCUGAAAAUGGUGCAGACCAUUUUCUGGCUACCCGGACAUCUGAAGAAGAACCAGCAGCGCCUUGAGGAAUUGGCCAAAAUCUACGCCAAGGAUAUAACCGAGGAAGAGAGGGCCGAGAUCGAGAAGCUGUUCAACAGUAAGGAGCCGGUGACUGAAGAACGCAUCAACCAGUUGCUCGACAAGCCAGAGACUUUAGAGCCCAAAAAGGAGCAAUAGUUAAAUAAAUUUAUUUUUCACUUGUUUUUUAUAUAUAUAUAUUUAUGUAUAUUGAGUGUAUAAUCGAUAAUUUGUUGAUACAGGUUGUAGCUCUUACUUGCAUAUCGUAUAUGUAACUCGCAACGCAAUCAAUCGUUUAACCAAUCCAUCAAUAAUGCAUGUAACGCUCAAUUAUUCAGGGGGGACAACAUAUAUAAUAAUAACUAUUCACGAAAAUCGCUCGUCUGUUACAAGUUAUAAACAUAUUAGCUACUGAUAUAGGCGGACUCAGAGCCCUUUCCUGCUUCAAAUCGGUCGUUCCUGGCGGCCAAUCGAUUUUGCCAGCGAACUCGACACCUCAACCUCUGAAUGUAUCUAACUAACAAACUCAUAUCAAAUAUAAGCAAGUGCGCCAAUUCGUAUGCAUACCGUGGACAUAUA
Drosophila erecta is the source of this 818-nucleotide messenger RNA. RefSeq lists its product as uncharacterized. The transcript is spliced from 2 exons. NCBI's taxonomy places the organism in Eukaryota, Metazoa, Arthropoda, Insecta, Diptera, Drosophilidae. The record is from RefSeq and is a predicted model, not a curated record. The coding region runs from base 93 to 398 and encodes 101 amino acids.